Akanthomyces muscarius is the source of this 1212-nucleotide messenger RNA. RefSeq lists its product as uncharacterized. The record is from RefSeq and is a predicted model, not a curated record. Bases 1 to 1212 code for a protein of 403 amino acids. Lineage: Eukaryota; Fungi; Ascomycota; Sordariomycetes; Hypocreales; Cordycipitaceae. The transcript has 2 exons.
AUGACGAAUCCCGACUACUCCGGCUACCUCGAGUCCGUGUACCCGGGAACGACCUGGGAGACCAAACGUCUGACUGGGGGCGUCGUCAAUUCAACUCACCGAGCGACGAAACUUUCUGGCGACGCCGGCCCUACCAGUCUAGUUCUCAAGCAUGCGCAUCCAUAUGUUGAAAGUGCCGGCCCAAUGCUACAUUUCUCGACUGGGCGACAGGCUGUUGAAGCGGCCAUCCUGCGACUAUGGGAUAGAGGCGGCCUGCUAUUUGACUCGCGCCAGACUGGCCCAGCUUGGAAUACACCACGUCUCCUGCGUCACGACUAUGGCAAAGAGUCCGUCUUGAAGAUUAGCGAUUCGAAUCAAGAGGCUUCGAUCUUGCUGCUAUCCGAUCUUGGACGCCUGGUCAACAUUGUCGACUUCAUCAAGGCCGCGGCCAAAGACUCCAGCAUAGCCUCUGCCGACCAAGUCUCCAAGCUUGGCCACAAUACUGGUUCCAUCAUGGCACUUGUACACAGUCCAGAAACUGCACAGAAGAUACAGGCCGACCCUCAGACAUACGAGAAGCUAUCACAGUCUGUGUCUACGAACAUUGUCUGGGAAUUUGCUGUCUUUCCCAUCAAAAACCGUAUCAAAGACCACUAUAACGCGGAAAACCUAUACAAUGCUACAGUUGAGGAAUACAAGAACCCGAAAUAUACUUAUCGACCAGCCCUCAGCUUUGGCGAUUUCCACCCAGGUUCGAUACUGUUAGCCGACCCAGCUCUGGAGGUGAACCUAACGCCAAUUUUGGUGGACUGGGAGUUCGGAAGUGCCAAGGGACGCGGCGUCAACGGCGACAUUGCGCAGUUUCUCUCCAGCAUGCGCUGUGAGAUUAUUGAUGCCAAGGACGAUUUAGUCCUGCAUCAGCUGCUAUUGUUGUACGUAGAGGGCUUUUGUUCUGCCUACCGAGAUGCUGCCCAGCUCCGAGUCAAGAGGGAUCCCCAGGACAGCAAUCUGCAACUCCUACGCUCCACAUUCUCUCUACAUGGGCGCGAAAAUAUCAAUUUGGCUCACGACAUUUACCAAGCCAGUUCCCGGUCUAAGGAAAUGGUUGACGCGGGUGUUUGGUUUCUCGAAAGAGCCGGCGACAGCGCAGAGCACUUUGUCUCGGAUCCAAAUUGGGGGGAGCUCCACAAGGAAUGUCAUGGUCUUCUCCAAUCAUUGUUCUUUCUCGAAUAA